Messenger RNA from Spea bombifrons (plains spadefoot toad), 2012 nucleotides. RefSeq names its product syntaxin binding protein 4 (gene STXBP4). Gene Ontology annotation, biological process: regulation of insulin secretion involved in cellular response to glucose stimulus; insulin receptor signaling pathway. The transcript is spliced from 17 exons. Lineage: Eukaryota; Metazoa; Chordata; Amphibia; Anura; Pelobatidae. The record is from RefSeq and is a predicted model, not a curated record. Gene Ontology annotation, molecular function: syntaxin binding. Gene Ontology annotation, cellular component: cytoplasmic vesicle. The coding region runs from base 112 to 1698 and encodes 528 amino acids.
GCCGGACUCAGGCGUUCGGCACUUUCCGGCAGAGAGAGUUCGUUUGCGUCCGAAUGGGGAGCAGGGGCCGCCUGCCUGGCAUGUGAGGGGUUAACAAGGUAGUCGAGAACAAUGACUGGGAUGGAGAAGACGUCUGAAAUAAGCGAGUGUCCCGUCCAGCUGAUUACCGUAACUAAGCACGCAAGCCUCGGACUGAGCCUCGGAGGACUUAGCAGCACAGAAGGACCAUUGAUCUACGUUAAGGACAUUAUCCCCGGUGGAGACUGUCACAAGGAUGGGCGUUUGCGACCAGGAGAUCGUCUCGUCUCUGUCAACGCAGAAUCGCUGCUUGGGGUGUCCUGUGAAGAAGCAAAAAGCUUAUUAAACAGAGCGAAAUUACGGAGUGGCGCUACCUGGGAAAUCGCAUUUAUCAGAUCAGACAAGACGCGUCCCGAGCGGAUAUCGCACUCAGAUCAAUCCUCGCGGUCGCGUGAAGCAAUGGACUUCGCACCAACGUCGUCCUCCACUCCUAGCGCCGUGAAAUCAGGCCUGCCGGUCCAGAGGGGACAGGUUAAGGGCCGUCAGAGCCCGGAUGUCUCGGAAGCACCUGUGUCAGCUCUUCACCCGGACCGCCAUCGAGAAAAGUUGGCUUUUUUGAAUCCCGAUGCCAGGAUCAAGGUGGAAAAACUUGAAUCGGCUCUGAACUACCUCGGAAUUUCACCCACAGAAGAGCAGAAACUGGCUAUACGGCAGAGCGUACAGACGGACGCCAACGGAACUGUGUCUUUCGGAGACUUUGUCCAGGUGGCCAGAAACCUGUUCAGCUUGCAGUUAAUGGCAGGAGAUCUUGGCCCCAAUCCCGUUGUGUCGAGAGAAAACGAAUCGUCGGGUUUAUUAAGCUCCGUCGCUAAUCAGGUUCAGUCGUGUAAUCUCUCAGACACGGACGAUGUAGAAAGGUUAAAAAGAGAAAAGGAUAAGGCGUUUGCGGAGAUAAAGAGACUAAAGGACCAGCUCUUUGAAUCAGAGAAACAGAAAAAUCACUUCUCUGAAGAGCUAGAGAAUGUGAAACGGGAAGCCAAAGCUUCGGUGGAGGAGGCCAGAGCCCUACGAAGCAGGAUUCACCUGGCCGAAGUGGCCCAGAGACAGGCACGGGCCAUGGAGAUGGACUUUGAGGAAGUCAUCCGCCUCUUGGAGGCCGAAAUCGCGGAGCUGAGAGCUCAACUGGCAGAUCACUCCGGCCAGAACAAAGACAGCGCGCAGGAUCUGAAGCGGCGAAUCACCGUCCUCGGCUGCCAGCUGCGCAAAUCCGAGCUGGCGAGAAAAACCUUUGAAGUGUCCACAGAAAAGCUGCUCCAGUUUGUUGAGAGUGUCCCUGAAUUACUGGCCGACGAUACGAGCUCCACGUUAAACCUCUGCGAACGGAUUCCUGCGUUUCCAUCUCAGCUGUCGAGGCUGGGCGCAAACAGACGCGGACUGGCGGCAGCCCUCGCAACAGAAGCGAAAGAACUCGCAAGAUCCGUGCGUUCCAUCAUCGAAGCAGACUGCCUCCCGUACGGCUGGGAAGAAGCUUACACAGCAGAUGGAAUCAAGUACUUCAUCAAUCAUGUGACUCAGACAACGUCUUGGACCCAUCCAGUGGCCAGCGCGCUCAGCCUGUUGGCUCCGGAGGACGCGGGCGAAGACCACCACAGAGAAGCCCCGGAUCUGAAAAGCUGUUAGGCGCUUCCUUAUCGAUGUCAUGUGACCGCGCGCCCCCCCCUUUCCAAAUGAUCCACGCUGUUAACUUAUUAGACUUUUAUAUCCAGAGUGCUGUAGAACGGCCCGGGUCUGAUAUAUACACUGCCACUUUACUUCGCUUCUAUGUUUCUUCUAUACAUUGUAGCAUUUAUUGAAUUGUUUAGAGAAAAGUUGUUGGGUUUUUUUUUGUUUUUUUUUCAUGUAUUUUCUACACAGAGGACAGAAAAAAUAUUUUCAUGUUUUACCUUAUUUUAAAGCAUUCCUAUUAAUAUAGAAAAUAAAUGAAUUUAUACCCA